This is a messenger RNA of Anopheles maculipalpis, 3090 nucleotides long. RefSeq names its product lon protease homolog, mitochondrial (gene Lon). The coding region runs from base 155 to 3055 and encodes 966 amino acids. NCBI's taxonomy places the organism in Eukaryota, Metazoa, Arthropoda, Insecta, Diptera, Culicidae. Gene Ontology annotation, molecular function: ATP binding; ATP hydrolysis activity; single-stranded DNA binding. Gene Ontology annotation, biological process: protein quality control for misfolded or incompletely synthesized proteins; mitochondrion organization; chaperone-mediated protein complex assembly. Gene Ontology annotation, cellular component: mitochondrial matrix. The record is from RefSeq and is a predicted model, not a curated record. The transcript is spliced from 8 exons.
CUCGCUCUUUGAUCUGUCACGUUUUUCCAGUACAUUCCCGUUGCCGCUGUAUUUACAAGAAUUGCAGCUGAUAUUUCUGAUGUAAUACCGUGGUUUUGUGGUUGAAAGACCAAGUUUUCGUUUCUUUUGAGAAAUUACAAUUAGCCCACCAAAAAUGAUGCAGAUACUUCGAAACCCAACGCAAGCCUGCUUUAAACAAAUAGCACGAUUCGUUCGACCGGCAUCCUGUAUGGCUGGCACGGUCGAGCAUAGAACAUACAGUUCGUCGGUGUGUGCUUCUCGCGCCUCAUUGAUGCGAACCAACCUAAACGGACUCAAAAUUUCAACACCUCAGCGCUGGAUUGUGGGAUCUAGACAGUUCUGCAGCAAAAAUGAUUCCAGCUCGGAUGAUCCCGUUGAGCCUCCUGCAGAAUCGGUGAACUAUACGAAUCAACUUCCCGCGACCGUCGCUAUACCUGAAGUGUGGCCACACCUGCCCGUAAUAGCAACGAAACGAAAUCCCGUUUUUCCACGGUUUAUGAAAAUUCUAGAAGUUACUAAUCCUAUGUUGAUCGAUCUGAUUCGAAGGAAAGUGAAAUUAAACCAACCGUAUGUAGGCAUUUUCUUGAAAAGAGACGAUGAUAACCCGAACGAAGUAAUGGAAACUACAAAAGAUGUUUACGAAGUAGGAUCAUUCGCACAAAUCCAGGAAAUGCAAGACCUGGGAGACCGCCUGAGGUUGGUAGUAACGGCACAUCGACGUAUAAAAAUUGUUGGUCAGCUGUACGAGGAUCUUGAUGCACCCACUGGUGGCAAGGAAAUGACAAUAAAAUAUCCGUACUUUAACACGCAAAUCGCCGUCUCGGUAGACGAACCGGAUGCGGAAAAGCGUCGCCGAAAGCACAAACUACGUACUAAGCAAAUGCGCAAUUCCAACAACGACCACACGGCCGACGGAGUUCCGCUGGAAGAUGCUCCCAAGAGACGAUUGCUGAAAGACGGGGAACAGCAACCGCUGCUGAUGGUGGAAGUGGAAAACGUAAAGCACGAAAGCUUCAAAAACACGGAAGAAGUGAAGGCGCUUACGCAGGAAGUGAUAAAGACAAUCCGGGACAUCAUAACCAUGAAUCCAUUAUACCGUGAAAGUCUACAGCAGAUGCUGCAUCAAAACCAGCGUGUCGUGGACAAUCCCGUAUAUCUGUGUGAUUUAGGUGCAUCUUUAUCGGCCGCCGAACCAGCUGAAUUGCAGGAAAUAUUGGAAGAGAUGGACAUACCGAAGCGUUUAAUGCUUUCGUUGUCGCUGUUGAAAAAGGAAUUGGAACUUUCGAAACUGCAGGCAAAGAUUGGGCGUGAAGUGGAGGAAAAAGUGAAACAGCAACAUCGUAAGUAUAUACUGCAAGAACAGCUAAAAGUAAUUAAGAAGGAGCUGGGAAUCGAAAAGGAUGAUAAGGAUGCGAUUGGAGAAAAGUAUCGCGAACGAAUCAAGGACAAGGUGGUCCCAAAAGCUGUAGCGGAUGUGAUUGAGGAAGAGCUUACCAAGUUAAACUUCCUAGAAAGUCACAGUUCUGAGUUUAACGUGACGAGAAACUAUUUGGACUGGUUAACCACACUUCCGUGGGGUGUGAUGAGUGAAGAAAACUUGGACAUUGAUCAAGCGAGCAAAAUUUUGGACGAAGACCACUAUGGCAUGGACGACAUCAAGAAGCGCAUUUUGGAGUUUAUAGCCGUCAGUCAGCUGAAGGGCACAACUCAGGGCAAAAUUCUCUGUUUCCACGGACCGCCCGGAGUGGGAAAAACCAGCAUAGCUCGUUCAAUCGCGAAAGCGCUCAACAGAGAAUACUUCCGGUUCAGUGUGGGUGGAAUGACGGACGUGGCAGAAAUCAAAGGUCAUCGACGGACGUACGUUGGUGCAAUGCCGGGCAAGUUGAUACAGUGCUUGAAAAAGACCAAGACUGAAAAUCCUCUUGUUUUGAUCGAUGAAGUUGAUAAGAUUGGAAGAGGCUAUCAAGGCGAUCCCAGCUCAGCGCUAUUAGAGUUGCUUGAUCCGGAGCAGAAUGUAAAUUUCCUUGACCAUUAUCUGGAUGUACCAGUGGAUCUUUCCAAGGUUUUGUUCAUCUGCACGGCGAAUGUGAUCGACACCAUUCCCGAACCAUUGCGUGAUCGUAUGGAAAUGAUUGACAUGUCGGGCUAUGUGGCGGAAGAGAAGGUGGCUAUAGCUAAACAGUACCUCAUUCCUCAAGCCAAACGUGACAGCGGGGUAGAGGACAAACACAUCGCAAUCACGGACGAUGCGUUGAAUGCACUCAUCAAGAGCUACUGUCGCGAAUCGGGUGUACGCAAUUUACAGAAACAGAUCGAAAAGAUUGUUCGAAAGGUGGCAUUCAAGGUGGUUCGGAAGGAGGCCGACUUCACGGAGGUGUCGGGUGGGAAUCUCAGCGAUUUGUUGGGCAAACCAAUAUUUACCCACGAUCGCAUGUACGAUACAACUCCACCUGGUGUGGUAAUGGGACUUGCGUGGACGGCAAUGGGUGGCUCAGCCUUGUACAUUGAAACGGCUAAGCGUAAAUUGUUAGAGGUGUCGGACACUGGUGACGCAAAGCACACCCCAGGUGAUGGAUCACUGGAACUUACGGGCCAUUUGGGUGAUGUGAUGAAGGAAUCGGCACGGAUAUCGCUUACUGUGGCAAGGAACUUUAUCAAACAAAAUGAUCCCAAGAAUAAUUUCUUGGAAUCGAGUCACAUACACCUGCACGUUCCGGAAGGUGCGACGCCAAAGGAUGGACCCAGUGCGGGUGUUACGAUCGUGACCGCUUUGCUAUCUCUUGCCAAGGGUCAACCGAUUCGACAGAACGUGGCAAUGACCGGGGAGGUGUCCCUGAUGGGCAAAGUGUUACCCGUUGGAGGAAUCAAAGAAAAAACGAUAGCAGCCAAACGAAGUGGAGUCACCUGCAUCAUUCUGCCGGAGGAGAAUAAGAAAGACUUUACCGAUUUGCCCAAGUUCAUUACGGAAGGGCUAGAAGUACAUUUUGCCAGCACCUACGCCGAUGUUUACCGUAUUGUGUUCCCACAGGCUUAGACUUAAUAUGCGACUGUUAAAGUGUUAUCGAUAGG